UUAGCCAGGAGAGGACUAACUGCUGCCUUCCAGUUCACAGAAGGAAAAAUUGAGGCCCUGACAGAAAGCCUCUCCAAGACCAAAGCGCUCACACAUCGUGGAAGUUCUGGAUCUAGGCCAGAGUGUUCGUACCCCAUGUAUAGACAAGAAAACGGAGGCCCCCAAGAAGGAAUUCAGAGUUGGGUCUCCUGGGAUUGUGCCUGGCUCAUCAGCACUUGAGUCACUUUGAGACGGUUGCUGCAUGUUUCUGAAAGCCAAGGCUCCCGUUAUCACUGCUAAAGACAGCUCAGAAUCAUCCCAUGUUGGUGGAGCUUAAAAAUGGGGAGACGUACAACGGGCACCUGGUAAGCUGUGACAACUGGAUGAACAUCAACUUGCGUGAGGUGAUCUGCACGUCCAGGGACGGGGACAAGUUCUGGCGGAUGCCCGAGUGCUACAUCCGAGGCAGCACCAUCAAGUACUUGCGCAUCCCCGACGAAAUCAUCGACAUGGUCAAGGAGGAGGUGGUGGCCAAGGGCCGUGGGCGCGGUGGCCUGCAGCAGCAGAAGCAGCAGAAGGGCCGAGGCAUGGGGGGUGCCGGGCGAGGUGUGUUCGGCGGCCGGGGCCGAGGCGGGAUCUCAGGAACAGGCAGAGGUCAGCCAGAAAAGAAGCCAGGCAGGCAGGCAGGCAAACAGUGAGCCAGCCCUGCGUCCCCCAAGACUGAGCAGCGGGAGGCGACGUGUCUACUCCAGUCCACAAGUCUGUUCAGAAUGGAAAGAAGAGGCAGGUGUUCGGGGGACCCCCCACCUGUGCAUCUGUGCAUUUUGUGAUCUUCAUUUUUAUGUAAAGUUUUUUGUCUUGAGUGUUUUUAGCCAGCACAGCUACAGCUGGAAAUGUUACUUGGUGUUUGGGGUUUUGUGAAGUUUCAGUCGAAGAUUCUGUGUAUUAACGCCUCCUUAGGGCCCUUGCCCUUGUGUUAGGGGGGCAUUUUCCAAACAGGUUUGUUUUGCAUCCUAUGCUGGAUCCCUGUGUGGCGAGCACACUGGAGGUUUUUAUUUUAAGCUGUUUGCACUGAGAUUGACAGCCCAGGGAAUUUUCUGAAACAUGGGCCUGAAAUUGCCCUUUGAAAACAAAUCUGGACAGACCUGUGUCACAGAAGCUGUUCAGGGGAUGUGGCUGGGCCUUGCCCCUUCACCUCCUCUCUCCCUCUUUGUGUAACAAAAAUAAAAGCAAACGCAACUACAAACUUAAAAUCCUAAAUUCCUUUUGAACCACUAGGCACAUAUAAUGUGUGGUGUCAUUGGGAAGUCACAGCCCCUUAAAAACAGUUUCCUUUCAAAGGAUGCAUAAAAAAGGAUGUCAUGUACUUAGGUAAGGUGAGAUCAGCAUGACUGGGAAGAGGGGUGCCCCAGGUAAACUCCUCCCCUCUUUGUAGAGAGCUGAUGCUGUGAGAGAUGGGGGUGGGACGUCAGGGUGGAGCCAGGAGGACAUCCAAGAGGCCCAGCCUUGCCACCUGCAUUCCGCCCUGUUUUGCAACCAUCAUUCACAUCAGAGUUUACCCAGACAGACAGGUGGCUGCGAGGAAUGGAGGAAUGUGCGAGGGAGAUUUUCUUGAGCCUCUUCCUCGCCUCCAAGGCAGUGCCGCCCACAUUGCUGAGACAUUGAACUACACUUUAGCAAAAGGCUUCCAGUGUCAUCAGCUUCAGAUCGAUUUUCCUUUAGUGAGUGCAGGGGACUGCAGGGACAGCCAGGUGCUGAGAGAGGAGCACUGGCCAGUUCGUAUGGAUGGGGUUCUAAUUGUCACCGUGUUGAGGCCUGUUUUGAGGGGUGAGUGGAAUAAAAGAUGUAGUUGCCCCGAGAA
Hipposideros armiger (great roundleaf bat) is the source of this 1840-nucleotide messenger RNA. It is a transcript of the gene LSM4, whose product is annotated as LSM4 homolog, U6 small nuclear RNA and mRNA degradation associated. The record is from RefSeq and is a predicted model, not a curated record. The coding region runs from base 300 to 677 and encodes 125 amino acids. The transcript is spliced from 5 exons. Gene Ontology annotation, biological process: mRNA splicing, via spliceosome; nuclear-transcribed mRNA catabolic process. Lineage: Eukaryota; Metazoa; Chordata; Mammalia; Chiroptera; Hipposideridae. Gene Ontology annotation, molecular function: RNA binding.